GCCGGAGCGCAGCGCACGAGCCCGCGCAGCGCCGGAGCCGCCCCCGCCGGUCCCGCCCGGAGCCGCCGCCGAGCCCGAACCGCCGCCCCCGCCGCUCCCCGCCCGCAGCCCCCGCCCGCAGCCCCUCCGCGGCGGAGCGCCCGGCGCCAUGCCCAAGAAUAAAGGCAAAGGAGGUAAAAACAGGCGACGAGGUAAGAAUGAGAAUGAAUCAGAAAAAAGAGAACUGGUGUUCAAAGAAGAUGGGCAAGAAUAUGCCCAGGUGAUCAAGAUGUUAGGCAAUGGAAGACUGGAGGCAUUAUGUUUUGAUGGUGUGAAGAGGUUAUGUCAUAUUAGAGGGAAGCUAAGAAAAAAGGUUUGGAUAAAUACAUCUGAUAUUAUAUUGAUUGGCUUAAGAGACUACCAGGAUAACAAGGCUGAUGUUAUUCUAAAGUACAAUGCAGAUGAAGCCAGAAGUCUGAAAGCAUACGGGGAGCUUCCAGAACAUGCCAAAAUCAAUGAAACAGACACAUUCGGUCCUGGAGAUGAUGAUGAAAUCCAGUUUGAUGAUAUUGGGGAUGAUGAUGAAGAUAUUGAUGAUAUCUAAUUUGAAACAGAGGUUUACAUUCCGACUUUUUUCCUCCAAGGAUUGUUCUACAUUGAUACUUCGAUUAUUUUUUGGGUGAAGUCCCUUGCUUUUAAGAGAACCGAAAAUUCCUGGUAAAGAGUGUAGUUUGUUACAUCAAAAGGAUUUAUUUUCAAUGUUUGUUUUAAAGUAUUUAUAUUUCUUUAGAAAUGGAUAAUGCUGGAUUAUCACAAAGGUUCAGUGACACACCACAAAUAUUUUGUCUCUUCACCAAUUAGAGCUUUUACCUCUGGAUGUAAGUGACAUACAGUGACAUGGGCUGUAAAAGACUGCAUUUUUCCCUCUUCUGCUUUCAUCACUACAAUUCCAGUUAAACUUGUAUUUUGAAAUAAAAAAAUGUUUACCCUGUAAUUAUCAUUAAAGACAAAUACCCAGUUCAGAUUAGUAUCGAAUCAUACUAUGCAGUGUCUGUCCUUAUACCCCUUGCCUUGAUGUUACCUUUAAAAAAGAUUUUGAUAAUAUAAAAGGAAGGCAGAAAUCUGCAUUUAAACUCAUAAUGCUCGAUGAAUCUGCUUUUCAUGUCUAGUAGCAUGCUGCUAUUUUUAUACUGAUUUUGAUAAUUAAAAACACUCAUUAUUUCAGAGGUGUAAAUUUUCCACGGUGGAGGGAGGGGUAGGGGAGGAGGAAGGAUAAAAAGUGAGCAGCAUCUCAAAAUUUCGCAGUUUUUUGGGAACUGCGGUUCGUGCUGAGGCCGAGCUGUAGUUGCAGACGAUGAACACUGGGUGGCGCCCGACUGAACAGCGAGACACGAAUGCGACACGUUCCCGGUCGGGUUUGUGCUGAAAAAUACAUAAAACAGGUUUUCCCCAAAGUGAACGCCUAACACUCUCGAUAUGGUAAACAUGUAGAAUAUUUUUACAUUAUAUAAAGGGUUAUGUUAAGAGUAGAGUUUUAUUUUAAUCUGAAAUUCCAUACAUUGUAAGGUGCAACAUAAAAGCUUACGUGAAUGUUGAGCAACAAUAUAAAUGGGAAAAUAAAUUUGUGUCAAAAGUAGGAAGAGAAUCUUUUCAUCCAGAAUAAAUCACUGAAGCAAACUACUGGAAAGAUUCUUCUCCAUCUUCAGACUGGAGGGAUCAGUUGAGAAACUGAAUAAAGAACUAACAUCAUCAUGCAAAUAUUAUUUUGUGGUAGCCUUAGUUUCUUUGUCUUCAAUUAUGUAUUUAACAACUUUGAAAGCAGGCUAAUGGAAAACUUCCUUUUGUGCCAUAAAGAUCUGAUUCUUGACACUUGUAUUCCUUAUACAGUCUUUUUGGUAUGAUGUAAAGUGACUACCCCAAUAGAUAAAAACAAAAUGACUUUAAA
Messenger RNA from Myiozetetes cayanensis, 1924 nucleotides. It is a transcript of the gene EIF1AX, whose product is annotated as eukaryotic translation initiation factor 1A X-linked. The record is from RefSeq and is a predicted model, not a curated record. The transcript has 7 exons. Lineage: Eukaryota; Metazoa; Chordata; Aves; Passeriformes; Tyrannidae. Bases 149 to 583 code for a protein of 144 amino acids. Gene Ontology annotation, cellular component: cytoplasm. Gene Ontology annotation, molecular function: RNA binding; translation initiation factor activity. Gene Ontology annotation, biological process: translational initiation.